GGUUGCGCCGCGACCAGGAGGAGCCGGUCGCGCCGGGCGGCGAGUCCGCGGCCGGCGGGGGACGAUUGAGAAGAUCUGAUCACCCGGAAUUAAAGUUGGCUCAGAAACCUUUUCAACUGCAAAAAUGUUGGAGGAAGAUAUGGAAGUGGCCAUCAAGAUGGUGGUUGUAGGGAAUGGAGCAGUUGGAAAAUCAAGUAUGAUUCAGCGAUAUUGCAAAGGCAUUUUUACAAAAGACUACAAGAAAACCAUUGGAGUUGAUUUUUUGGAGCGACAAAUCCAAGUCAAUGAUGAAGAUGUCAGAUUAAUGUUGUGGGAUACAGCAGGUCAAGAGGAAUUUGAUGCAAUAACAAAAGCCUACUAUCGAGGAGCCCAGGCUUGUGUGCUUGUAUUUUCUACCACAGACAGGGAAUCUUUUGAAGCAAUUUCCAGUUGGAGAGAGAAAGUAGUAGCUGAAGUUGGAGAUAUACCAACUGUGCUUGUGCAAAACAAGAUUGACCUCUUGGAGGAUUCUUGUAUAAAGAAUGAGGAAGCUGAGGCACUGGCAAAAAAGUUAAAGCUAAGAUUCUACAGAACAUCAGUGAAAGAAGAUCUAAAUGUGACUGAAGUUUUUAAAUAUUUGGCUGAAAAAUACCUUCAAAAACUCAAACAGCAAACAGCUGAGGAUCCAGAAUUAAUGCAUUCAAGUAGUAACAAAAUUGCAGACUUUGCACCUAAUGGCUCUGUGAAAGUUGACAGACUUAAAUAUUGUUCUGCAGUGCUUUUCAGAUGGAGCGAGAUCUUUGGUGGAAAAAUUACUGCCUUGUGGACUCAUUUUAAUUCUUUUACAUCAGACGAAGCUUCUCCUGUUUUUGAAGGAAUGCUAUAAGAAAUGUCCCAAACAGGUUUUGCUGAAUUUUAAGUUCUGGAAAACAUAAGUGGAAUGCCUGAAUGUAUUGGUACAGAUUUUAAUAUUUGUCCAGGAACGAUAGCAAGCAUUGUAUUUCCGAAAUUUGUUAUACAGCUUUUCUGGAAAGGAGUAUUGAAGUCAAAUACAUACAAAAAAAUAAUAUUGAAAGGUAAACCCUAAGUCUUGCCAGACUGCAUGAGUUUGUAUUUUGGCAAUGUUACUUGUGCAAUAUCUGUAUGGUGUGGAAUGUGGAGGUCUGCAUGCAGAUAUCUGGUACUGAAGUAUACUGAAGGGAUGGAUAUUCAGUAUUUAAGGAAACCUAGAAUCUAAUUCGUUAAUUCAUACAAUCAUUUACACAUUGUGUGUAUGUUGAAAGCUUUUAUUUUCAAAUAAGAAAUUCCAGACAUAUAUUUUGCAAAAUGAGCUCAGAUUUUAAAAGUGCUUUGUGCCAAAAAUAUCAUACCUAAUUUUUACAGUGCUUUACUAUCAGAAUUUAUAUUGUUUAUAUCUUUAAAAAGCAGUUUUCCUCUCUGACAGGGUAGAUAAAAGAGGAGUAUAAAUGUUUGAAUGCUUAGAGUAUCUCCCAGGUGAGACAUGUUGCAAACUUUUUCCUGUGUGCACCCAUGAGCAGCGGGGAGCUUGUGCUGGCCGCGCCCUUCUGAAGGUCAAGUGCCCACUCUAUCAUUCCCGGGGCCUGUGAAGUGUGCUGGUGCAUCUGGCACCUUUUGCUGCUGACUGAAAAUGCAGUUUGGAACUUACAAGAUUAUGCUAACAAUUUUUUUUAAAUGAAGAAGGGAAGUUCUUUUGUCUUAAUCUGCAUUACGGAUUUUAUAAUGCCCUGCAACUCUAAAGCAUCUUUUCAUUUACACAUUUUUGUAUGGUAUUUUAAGAUUAUCACUUAAAAAUUUCUAUAAACUUCAGUUUGUAUAGCCCCUUAUCAAGAGUUCUGUCACUACCGAAUGCAAAAUAAUUUCUUUUAAGAACUGAUUUUCAUAUGUCAUCAUGCGGCAGAGCAUACAUUUUUUGACUUGGGACAGUAGCUUUCCAACUAAGAUAAUUGCAUGAACUCUGCUAGUAAGUGAUUAUCAUUCAUCAGUGACUUUGUUUUUAACCCCUUGUGAUAUAUCUGGUUUUUACAGGAUUUCAAGACAUGUAAAAAUAACUUUUCUUAGAAAAUGUGUCAUGAAAGUCGUUUUUCAUUAUUUGUACUAAAUGCAUAAUGUUGUAUGUAUUUCCUCUGUCUGUUUUCUCUGUCUCUCUCUUUUUAAGUCUUCCAUCUGUACCAUCCGCAUCCCUCUGUCCAGGUUAAUGUUGAGAAGAUAAUAGAAUUUCCUGGUGCGUGUCCUUGCUAAAUGGUCAAGAAUGAAUAUUUGCUCUUCAUAAUAUUGAAAUAAUCUGGCAUUAUCUACUUUAAAGUAAUAUAAAAUGUUAAUUUUUAUGUCAUCGUUGUCUCCACUCCCAUUGCUGGCAGUGGGAUAGGUGUUGGGGGGAUAUAACUCCAUUCCUAACAAUGGGUACCUGUUAAUGAUUCCUCUUCCUGUUCUACUCUGUUCAAAUACAGUUUCUUUAAUUUUUGCACAAAACAUUUUUCGUGGUAAAUCAUUUUGGGGUCUUUAGUAGCCCCCCCAAGAAAAUAAUGUAAUAUGUUGUAGUUCUGUUUCAUAUUAAUUAAAUGUGUGUGGAGAAAAGAUUGUUACUUUUCUAUAUGAAAAAGAUAAUCACUGUUGAUGGUAGAAGUAUCCUGAUAUUUGUAAUAUAAUUGUAUGUGUUUAGUUUUGUCCUUUUUUCUUUUUAUAGGAACUGAAGAGAGAUCUUUUUUUACACAUUUGAAUUUUUAUUUGCACUUGUAUAUUUUAAACCUAACCAUAAUUGGUCAUUUUACAUAACUAAGUAGGUCUGAAAAUCAGUCACAAGUGAUAUGUUAAAUAUUUUCUCAAUUUAAUUCUAAAACCUCCAACAUUCAGAUUAAAUUGCCUCCCCAGACCCUUAAUUCUUUUAAAUGACCUUACUGUUGUUAGUUUGUAAUAAAUAAUGGAUACUAAAGAAAACACUGUGGAAGACGAUGGGAUGUUGUUUGUGCUCUCAUGUACUUUUAUACAAGCUGUCUGGUUUUUAGUAUACAGACAGAGAGCUGUGGAAUAACUUCGAAUUGCAGAGUUCCUCAGCCCUCCUUUCCUCUCUCAGUCGGCCCAGUGAAUUACAUAGCUUAUAGAGUAGCCCAGAUAAGGCAAUAUAUGGUUGACCCUUGAACAAGGCCAAUUUGAACCAUGUAGGUCCACUUCCACUUAUAUGCGAAUUUUUUACAGUACUGAAAAUGUAUUUUCUCUUCCUUAUGGUUUUCUUAACAUUUUCUUUUUUCUGGCUUACUUUAUAAUAAUAUGGUAUAUAAUACAUACAAUGUACAAAAUAUUUGUUAAUGGACAGCUUAUGUUACCAGUAGGGCUUUCAGUCAACCGUAGGCUAUUUGUAGUUCAGUUUUGAGUGAGUCAAAAGUUACACUUGUAUUUUCCACUGUGCAGGGGUCGGUGCCCCUAAUCCCUGUGUUCAAGGAUCAACUAUAUUUUAUCUUAAUUAGUGCCAUGAAAUGAAAUGUGUUGCCAUUAAUUUAGUACCUAUUAUCAGGUGGGAACUAUACAGGGUACCUUGCAAACGUUAAUUUAAUCUUUACAACAAUUGGUGAGUAUUAUUAUUCCCUCCCUUUUUUUCAAAAGAGGAGGAGAAUGAAGAGCUAAGUUUGUCAAAGUCACAUAUUCAAUAGCAACAAAGCAAUUUUCUUUCCCAUUUUGUCACUAAUCUGUUUAUAUAGCCCAGACAUAAAAAGAUGUGCUACCUUCCAUUAUACUUUACAGUCUAAUAUAUAUGAGUGAAUUUGAUACUGCUUUAUAUAUGCAGUUAUAUUUUAUGGAGGAAUUACUACUGCUAAGAACAUUUUAAGCUUAUAAAUGUUCUAUUAUAAUACUGAUUUCUUGAUGCAUUGUUUUCAAGACAGAAUUAAAAUAAUAAAGAAUAACUAUUUUUCAAUCAAA
Molecule: messenger RNA, 3912 nt
Organism: Neogale vison (American mink)
Lineage: Eukaryota; Metazoa; Chordata; Mammalia; Carnivora; Mustelidae
Gene: RAB23
Product: RAB23, member RAS oncogene family
Exons: 7
Coding region: 125-865 (246 amino acids)
Molecular function (GO): GTPase activity; GTP binding
Source: RefSeq, a predicted model, not a curated record